Messenger RNA from Metschnikowia bicuspidata var. bicuspidata NRRL YB-4993, 1383 nucleotides. It is a transcript of the gene ENT3, whose product is annotated as Ent3p. The record is from RefSeq and is a predicted model, not a curated record. The transcript has 2 exons. Gene Ontology annotation, biological process: endocytosis; Golgi to endosome transport. Gene Ontology annotation, cellular component: clathrin vesicle coat; endosome; plasma membrane. NCBI's taxonomy places the organism in Eukaryota, Fungi, Ascomycota, Pichiomycetes, Serinales, Metschnikowiaceae. Bases 1 to 1383 code for a protein of 460 amino acids. Gene Ontology annotation, molecular function: phospholipid binding; clathrin binding.
AUGGACUUGAUCAAAGAAAUCUCGAAGAACAUUAACUUGUACGAAGUUAAGGCAAACAUUCGUAAAGCACAGAAUGUUGCGUUGAACUUAUCUGAAAUGGAAACCAAAGUCCGAGAGGCCACUAACAAUGAGCCUUGGGGCGCCAAGACGUCUCUCAUGGCUCAAAUUGCCGCAGGUACUUACAACUAUAGAGAAAGAGAGGAGAUUCUCAGCUUUAUUUUCCGCAGAUUUACCGAGAAAGCGGCAAACGAAUGGAGGCAAAUUUACAAGUCGUUGCAGUUGGUCGAAUAUCUUAUCAAAAAUGGGCUGGAGCGGAUCAUUGACGAUAUCCGCGCGAAUAUCUCACUCAUCCAGAUGUUGAAGUCGUUUCACUACAUAGAUUCCAAGGGCAGAGACCAAGGAAUCAAUGUGCGCAACCGGUCCAAAAACCUCAUUGCGUUAUUAAACGACGACGCUUUGAUCCGCCUGGAGAGAAAGAAGGCUAGAGCAAACGCGAAGAAGUUUGGUGGUGUGUCGUCCUCGGCGUUCGGCGGUGCCUCGUCGAUUUCUGCUGGCGAUGGCUUUGGCGGCGAUGACGACUUCAACAACCGCGUGUACGGCGAUGGCGGCGUUUUCGGCGCUCGCUACGACGACCCAGCCUCUGCGUACAACAAUGGUGCUACAGGUGGAGACAACAAUUUCGAGGAAUACGACGUGGAGCCCACUGCGAUGAGCGGGUCACGUGCAUCAAAACCGACGACAAGCUCUUCAAGAGUAAACGCAGGAUUAUCAUCUACCGGCUUGUCAUCGCUGCCUUCGAAGAGCAAGUCGCAGCUGCAGGCCCCGGCACAGGACUUGUUGGGUGACUUGGUCGACUUUGGCGGCUCGGAGACCGCUGCCCCAUCCACUGCACAGGUAAACAAUGGUGCCGAAGAGGAAGAUGAUGACUUCGACGACUUCCAGAGCGCCCCUUCGCUGUCUGCAAAUGCCACGGGUGGGCUCACAAGCAAUUUGGCCAACUUGUACGUAUCGCAACCAACUUCGAUGCCCCAAUAUGGGCAAACACAAUAUGGGCAAACACAAUAUGGGCAGACACAAUAUGGGCAGACACAAUAUGGGCAGACACCCCAGGCCCAGCCCAACUACAACUUCAACAGCAGCAGCGCGAGCGCUGCUUCCGUGGGGCCGGCCAAAGCCUCGACCGAUGCAUUCUCUUCGUUGUUUUCCAGUGCCAAAACAAAGACCAGCACCGCGCCAAAGGCAAAACCAGCGGCGUCUUCUCAGCACAACGAUUUCCUGACUGAUGAUUUUACAACUGCAGGUACGGGAAGUAACUACUCUUCUACGAAGCCACAAGAAGCCUCCAGCUCUAACACUGGUGAAGUUGACUUGUUGAGUUUUUGA